AUGAAUGGUUACAAUAGUGCACAGUAUCAUGAAGAUGGUAAAAUACCAUUUGAGGAAGCCUUAGAAAAAGCAGGGUUCGGCCUGUUCAACUUCCUGUACACGUCGCUGAUCGGCUUCAUCAUCAUAGCCUUCGUGUUCGUCUCGUACGGCAGCACCAUCAUCGUCCCCGCUAGCGCAUGCGAGCUUGGCACUACAGCUACACAGCGGGGCAUGCUUGCAGCCGCACCAGUCAUUGGUCUUCUAUUGGGGGCGGUGCUAUGGGGCUAUUUGGGAGACACACGAGGACGCCGGCGCAUGUUACUGGUGACGCUUGUGUGCGCUGGUAGCAUCAACAGCCUGGCCAGCAUCUCCGUCAACUGGAUCAUGCUGCUCGUGCUGCAGUUCAUCGCUUCCAUAUUUGCAUCUGGUCUAUAUUCUUUAUCGAUGACAUUACUGAGUGAGACUGUUCCAGUGACGAAAAGGAAUCUCGUACUUUUACUGGUCACCAGCAUAUUCUUGCUGUCACAAGGACUAAUGGCAGUGCUGGCGAUACCUAUUAUACCUCUGAGUUUCUCCAACUAUCUUCCUGCCCUGGACAUCUUCUGGAAUUCUUGGCGUACCCUGAUGUUGGUGUACUCAAUGCCCAGUCUCAUCACCGCACUUUGCCUCUUCUUUCUGCCAGAGAGUCCUAAGUUUGUGUUGUCCCAGGGUGAUGAAGACAAAGCUUUAGAAAUUUUAAGAAGAAUAUACAGGAUCAAUAACAGGGGUUCGAAGGAGGAAUACCAAGUGAAAGGUGUUAUAAGAGAAACGGAAAAGAAAGAGAAAGCAUCAAUGAAAGACCAGAUUGUGCCUUUGUUUAGAGCACCGCUGUUGAAGUUCACAAUUAUAAUGACCUCACUCUUGAUAUUCCAGCAAGUGGGAGCGUUGCUAGUCUGGUUGCCGACUGUAGCAAACCAAUUUAUGCAGAUGUUCGCGUCUGACAACUGGGAGGACGGAGGUGCACCCACUGAUCUCACACUCUGUCAGUUCCUGGGCACCGAGAUGGAAGUCAUACCUGAUCCCAAUGAGGUUCCUUGCAGUCUCAAUGUGAAUGCGAUGUUGAUCGUGCUGAGUGUGGCUGCUCUGCAGUCUAUGGUCAAUCUUAUAGUCAGUAUGGUCGUGAAUAAAGUGGGUCGCCGCAACCUGGUGAUGGUGAUCACGGCUGUGUGCGGCACUUGUGGCAUCCUCGUGAACCUGGUGCCCAACACUAUCGCCAGUGGCGUGCUGUACGUGCUGCUACUGGUCGGGAUCAUCGUCGUCGGUCUUUAUACUGCGCUGGCGGUGGCACUAUUCCCCACGCAUCUCAGGGUGCUGGCUGUUUCUGUGAUGCUGACAGGCGGCCGUAUCGGCACCUUCGCCUCCAUCCAGAUCCUCAACCUCCUGUUGGAAACGAACUGUGAUGCCGGCUUCUACAUCUUCUCAUCUUUAUUCGCAGCAUCUGCGAUAAUAGCUUUCUUCCUGCCAGACGAGCGAAGAUUAUUGGCACCUCAGCAGAAACAAGAUGAUGAUGAUGAUGAAGAGAAAACUGAAUUAUAG
This is a messenger RNA of Chilo suppressalis (striped riceborer), 1554 nucleotides long. Lineage: Eukaryota; Metazoa; Arthropoda; Insecta; Lepidoptera; Crambidae. The record is from the annotation of a GenBank genome assembly.